AUGGACGGACGGACGGGCAGCCAGAGGGCAGAGCGCGGUGACGCCGCGGCAGCCACCACGGAGAGGACACAGGACCCCCCCCUGGGCCCGCCGUGCCCCUUCGAAAGGGUGGCCUACCCCAAUACCCCCCAGGGUCCCCCACAGGGCUGCUUCGCCUGCAUCGCCAAGCCCCCGGCUCUCCGGCAAGCUUCGCCCGUCCUGUCUCCUUCUUCUGCCGUUUACCUCAUGGAGAGCAAGAGCUGCAAAGGGGACAGCCUGCGGCCAGCAGUCCCAUGCAAGCACUCAGUGGAGAAGAAGACGAUGACCAACCCCACCACUGUCAUCGAAAUCUACCCUGACACCACCGAGGUGAAUGACUACUAUCUCUGGUCCAUCUUCAACUUCGUAUACCUCAACUUCUGCUGCCUCGGCUUCAUCGCCUUGGCCUAUUCAUUGAAAGUCCGGGAUAAGAAACUCCUCAAUGACCUAAAUGGAGCAGUUGAAGAUGCCAAGACAGCCCGGCUUUUUAACAUCACCAGUUCAGCCCUUGCCACCUUCUGUAUCAUCCUUAUCUUCAUCUUCCUGCGAUACCCCCUCACUGACUACUAG
Gymnogyps californianus (California condor) is the source of this 588-nucleotide messenger RNA. RefSeq names its product interferon induced transmembrane protein 10 (gene IFITM10). Gene Ontology annotation, cellular component: plasma membrane. Lineage: Eukaryota; Metazoa; Chordata; Aves; Accipitriformes; Cathartidae. The record is from RefSeq and is a predicted model, not a curated record.